CGUACAGCAAUCUUGGGCACGGCCAGGAUCCUUCGCCGUGUCCUUCAGAAUUGCGAGAAGGCGAGUAUGAGGUCUGGGAUGUGGUUCAUUCCUCCUCAUAUCUCCAAAAUGCCGGCAGGUGCCGUGGAAGGUGAUCAGGUGCUGGGAUAUGAUACCGACAUAGAGGGUUUCAUGAAUAGAGAGGAGAUCUACGAAUUCAUUGCUAAGCAGGACCUCAACUAUUGCCGCAAUCCAACAUCGGCAGAGGAACCAUGGUGCUUCGUUUCCACAUACUCAUGGGACUACUGCAACAUCCCCUUCUGCCUUGACCGCAAAGAACCCGUGGAAUGCAGAUUGACUGAAGAAGGAUGGGAUUAUGCAGGGUUCAGGAACGUUGAUGCAGGUGGUCGGAAUUGUCAACCCUGGUUGACGUCCGACGCCAAGCGAUUUCAACUCCUGAACUUCUUCGCAUUCCCUGACGAACUCAAGGACUAUACCUACAACUACUGUCGCAAUCCUGACCCGAACAAUGACAGUCUCUGGUGUUUUACUGAGGAUGGAGAAGACGUUGGGAAAGGACGGGGUCAGUGCAAUGUCCCAUUCUGCUAUGAAGUGUAUGAGCGUUCCGCUCUUGAA
Darwinula stevensoni is the source of this 615-nucleotide messenger RNA. The record is from the annotation of a GenBank genome assembly. NCBI's taxonomy places the organism in Eukaryota, Metazoa, Arthropoda, Ostracoda, Podocopida, Darwinulidae.